UUUGCAUUUAAGAUGAAAAGCCUUCUUUGUCUGUAAAUAUGCUCAGUCCAGAACUCAUUAAAUGGUUUUAGCUUUAUCUGUUUCAAAUUCUGUAAAAAAAAAAAAAUCUCCUAUUUAGAACCUUUUGCUAUCCGAUCAUUGAUGGAUUAAUAAAUUAGCAAAAUAAUCGUUAGUUGCAGCCCUACAGUUCAUCCUUAACAAGACCUAGUUCUAAAUUCGGUUCAGCCAAGUUAUUGAAUGAAUGAAUGAACAUCUUCCACAGUCAAAAUAACACAGUAAUACUGAAUAACUGACAGAUACUCGAAGUUGAAGGAAAAAGGGGCAGAAGCUUUUACUCGGGGCACAUUUAUAAAGGUUUUUACAGCCAAAUAAAUCUCAGUGGCCAAUGUGAUAUUUUGACAAGAUAAGAGGAGGUUGUGGGUAGUGUACCAUGGGGUACGACGUUACGAGGUUCCAGGGUGAGGUGGAUGAAGACCUCCUUUGUCCCAUAUGUAGUGGAGUACUAGAGGAACCGGUGCAGGCUCCACACUGUGAACACGCCUUCUGUAAUGCCUGCAUAACCCAGUGGUUUGCCCAGCAACAGAUUUGUCCUGUUGACCGCACAGUAGUGACACUAGCGCACCUCCGGCCUGUGCCUCGCAUCAUGCGCAACAUGCUGUCCAAACUUCAGAUCAACUGUGACAAUGCCAGCUUUGGCUGCACAGCUACACUGAGGUUGGACCAGCUGCAGUCACACCUCAAGGACUGUGAGCACAACCCGAAAAGGCCGGUCAGCUGCGAGGAGGGAUGUGGGCUGGAAAUGCCCAAGGAUGAGCUGCCCAAUCAUAACUGCAUCAAACACUUACGGAGCGUCGUCCAGCAGCAGCAGACCAAGAUUUCAGAGCUGGAGAAAACUGUGGUAGAACAUAAGCACCAGUUGGGGGAACAAAAACGAGACAUUCAGCUGCUAAAAGCGUACAUGAGAGCAAUCCGCAGUGCAAACCCAAACCUGCAAAACCUCGAAGAGAGCAUAGAGUACAAUGAGAUCCUGGAGUGGGUAAACUCCAUGCAGCCAGCCAGAGUGACCCGCUGGGGCGGCAUGAUCUCCACACCCGAUGCCGUGCUACAGGCGGUCAUCAAGCGCUCCCUCAUCGACAGCGGCUGUCCCCUCUCGAUCGUGAACGACCUGAUCGAGAACGCCCACGAGCGGAACUGGCCGCAGGGACUGGCCACUCUCGAGACGCGGCAGAUGAACAGGCGCUACUAUGAAAACUACGUUGCCAAGCGCAUUCCUGGCAAGCAGGCGGUGGUGGUGAUGGCCUGCGAAAAUCAGCAUAUGGGGGAGGAUAUGAUCCUGGAGCCUGGCCUGGUUAUGAUCUUUGCACACGGAGUGGAGGAGAUCUUAUAACCCUGCAGCUCGCUGCACCCAUCCAGAGACAAGUGGGGAUGUUUUGCUUUCACUCAGAGGGAGUGGUAGAGGGGAUUUUUUUUAUCCUCUUUAAAGUGAAACCUACAAAAAUCUGGCUUAUUUAAAACAAAAUCUUAGGCUCACUCCUAAGCUUGAUACUAAUGCCUUAAAGUAAGGACAAAUACUUUAUGAACCUGGCAAAUAUAAACAUAAUCUGAGGUCUAAGAUGAAAGGUGAGAUAUGUUUACAAGGUUUAUAUUUAGUGCAUUAUAUGAUCUGAUUGUUCUGCUACUAAUAUAGUAAUAAGCUUAAACCCCCAUUUAAUGCCCUCGCUUGUACAAAUGCUUGUAAAUACAAAAACUAUAUUGAAUUCUAAUUGUAAUACUCACCACUGUAAUUAGGUUGUGAUUUGUUUGUCUCGGUUCUGUUUGAGCCCGUGUUGCCAUCUGGAGGGACGUCGCCUCUGAAGAUUUUUGUGCGCUUGCUUUAUUGUUUAGUUUCCUGUGAAUAUUUCACAAGACGUCGUGCUCUCCAGAUUAGAUUGUUCAGACCUUCUGUGCCAUUUGUUUUAUUUAUUGUGUUGCCUUCUUCUUGCAAACAUGAUUGAAGAUGUUACCAUUUAAUGUGUGGGAAACUGCCUUCGGUGAAUUUGAAGUUUGUUGCUGGAAGUUUUUAAAAAAUUGUCGUUUUCUUUGUUGCCUCUGUUGUACAUAUGGUCUGUGUUAAGUCCGGUUGAGGUGUUUAAUUUGCAGUUAUCAUUUGAAACGUCACUCAGUGCUAUCAUUUUGAAAUAUUAAAAAGUUUCACUUGAUGCUUUGUGAUUUAUUUUCAUUUUGAAAUGUAAAAAUGUAGGUUUUUACAGUUGGCGGCCAUCUUUUAGUGACACACUGCAGCAAAACAGAAUUUGGAGAUUGUAUAAAUAUUUGUGAAGUCCAUCUUAAUGCUUUUGAAAAUUUACUUACUGCUGUAGUAAAAGGAACCAAACUUAAGAUGAUGGUUUAAAAGCUCUUACAGGCAGACUGUGCCCUUCGCUCUCUUCCUUGUUAAUGUUUUAAUUUUGUCUGUAAUGUACGGUGUUGUACAGACAAGUAAUAAAACUUUAAACCUAA
Messenger RNA from Girardinichthys multiradiatus, 2496 nucleotides. It is a transcript of the gene rnf41, whose product is annotated as ring finger protein 41. Gene Ontology annotation, molecular function: ubiquitin protein ligase activity; zinc ion binding. Gene Ontology annotation, biological process: protein K63-linked ubiquitination; tumor necrosis factor-mediated signaling pathway; positive regulation of JNK cascade. Bases 431 to 1387 code for a protein of 318 amino acids. The record is from RefSeq and is a predicted model, not a curated record. Gene Ontology annotation, cellular component: plasma membrane signaling receptor complex. The transcript has 6 exons. Lineage: Eukaryota; Metazoa; Chordata; Actinopteri; Cyprinodontiformes; Goodeidae.